Messenger RNA from Bactrocera neohumeralis, 983 nucleotides. RefSeq names its product DNA-directed RNA polymerase II subunit RPB3 (gene RpII33). Gene Ontology annotation, biological process: DNA-templated transcription. The record is from RefSeq and is a predicted model, not a curated record. The coding region runs from base 116 to 943 and encodes 275 amino acids. Gene Ontology annotation, cellular component: RNA polymerase II, core complex. NCBI's taxonomy places the organism in Eukaryota, Metazoa, Arthropoda, Insecta, Diptera, Tephritidae. The transcript has a single exon. Gene Ontology annotation, molecular function: DNA binding; protein dimerization activity; DNA-directed RNA polymerase activity.
GAAUUACACAUCUAUGAAAAAUAAAACGAUGGCAAAUUGAGUAUCUUUGGCAAAUACUUUCACAACAUUCUAGUUUUUGUUUUCGUGUGGUUAUAUUCAUAAUUAAGUGAUAAAAAUGCCGUACGCUAAUCAGCCCUCUGUGCAAAUAACCGAAUUAACAGACGACAAUGUGAAAUUCGUUUUGGAGGAUACCGAACUGAGUGUAGCAAAUAGUUUGCGACGUGUUUUCAUUGCAGAGACACCAACACUAGCUAUCGACUGGGUACAGCUUGAAGCAAACUCCACGGUACUUUCUGACGAAUUUCUCGCUCAUCGUAUUGGACUUAUUCCCUUAAUAUCUGAUGAAGUGGUUGAACGCCUUCAAUAUACACGUGAUUGCAUUUGCUUGGAUUUUUGUCCGGAGUGUAGUGUAGAGUUUACACUUGACGUCAAGUGUACUGAAGAGCAAACUCGUCAUGUCACAACUGCAGAUUUGAAGUCGAGCAACCCAAAAGUAUUACCCGUAACAUCACGCCAUGUAAAUGAAGAAGACAAUGAAUAUGGCGAGAGCACCGAUGAAAUUUUAAUAAUCAAAUUACGUCGUGGCCAAGAAUUGAAAUUGAGAGCUUAUGCGAAGAAAGGCUUUGGAAAGGAACACGCUAAAUGGAACCCAACUGCAGGCGUUUGCUUUGAAUAUGAUCCAGAUAAUUCUAUGCGUCAUACGCUAUAUCCCAAACCGGAUGAGUGGCCAAAAAGUGAACACACCGAAUUAGAGGAUGAUCAAUAUGAGGCACCUUAUAGUUGGGAAGCGAAACCAAAUAAAUUCUUCUAUAAUGUAGAAUCAUCCGGUGCUCUGAAGCCUGAAAAUAUAGUUAUAAUGGGAGUACAAGUUUUAAAAAAUAAAUUGUCCAAUUUGCAAACGCAACUGAGCCAUGAGACACAAAACGAUGCGCUAGCUGUGUAAAAACAAUAUUUAUACUAAUAAAUUUAUGUUUAUUUCAAAA